AGUUGGCAGCAACGCUGCGAUUCCUCGCCGAAGGUGGGUAUCAAAGGUCUGUAGGAGUGGACUCAAGCAUCGCUUUGGGAAGGAGCACCGUCUCCAAGAUAAUUUCAGAAAUAAUGACGCUCAUGGAGCGGAGACUUUGCUCAAAGUGGAUAAAAUUGUUCAUGCCUGAGCAAGAGAAAAGAGCCACCAAAAGUUAUUUUUACGAACAAUUUGGUAUUCCGGGUGUAAUUGGAUGUAUUGACGGCACGCACAUCAAGCUAUUGCAACCACAAGACGGGUCUGCUUUUUUUAACCGAAAAGGAAAUUUUAGCAUUAAUGCAAUGAUUAUUUGCGAUCAUAAUAUGGUUAUUAGAGCUAUUGAUGCUUGUCAUCCGGGUUCUAGCCAUGACUCCUUUAUAUGGAGCAUGAGCAAUGCAAGACACACCAAAAACUUGGAAAAAGGCGUUUUAUCACACUAA
Molecule: messenger RNA, 458 nt
Organism: Rhagoletis pomonella (apple maggot)
Lineage: Eukaryota; Metazoa; Arthropoda; Insecta; Diptera; Tephritidae
Product: putative nuclease HARBI1
Exons: 3
Coding region: 114-458 (114 amino acids)
Source: RefSeq, a predicted model, not a curated record